Gadus morhua (Atlantic cod) is the source of this 2136-nucleotide messenger RNA. RefSeq names its product hyaluronan and proteoglycan link protein 3. The transcript has 6 exons. The coding region runs from base 439 to 1521 and encodes 360 amino acids. Gene Ontology annotation, biological process: positive regulation of neuroblast proliferation; skeletal system development; central nervous system development. Gene Ontology annotation, cellular component: perineuronal net; synapse. Gene Ontology annotation, molecular function: hyaluronic acid binding. Lineage: Eukaryota; Metazoa; Chordata; Actinopteri; Gadiformes; Gadidae. The record is from RefSeq and is a predicted model, not a curated record.
UGGGCUGCAGCACUUUGAGACUGUUACUGUGGUUUAGGCCUAUAGUAAUACUAUUGACUUGACUAGACUUAAAUAACCGAGUUUCUUUCCUCACCAACAUUUGGAUUUAUAUUUACUAAAUAUUAUAUACUUUAUAUUUAUAUUUUCUUAACACGUGUUUUCCAAUGUUUUUACCUCACCAAGGGAGAUAAUUACUUACCCCUACCCUUGCGUCAUCUCUUGACUUGCGAGGCUUUCGGCUUGUCAGUUUGUUCUGCUGAUUUCUGGCGUGUAGUCCUACAUCUCAUUGGCUUCGUCCUUUGCGUAAUUUUUUUCCGUUCAACCAUUACCUGAAGCCUUCAUAAAUUAUUCGAAAGAGUUGGAUCGAUAAUAGCGACCCAAGGAUUGUAACAGGGCACCCAAGGAAACACUUUUGAGAAUAAUUCCAAAGCCUUCAGAAUGCAUGGGCAUUACACUGGUCUCCAGCUGAUCAUCGGACAUCUAUUUCUCUCAUGCUUGGCUGAAUCUGGUCCCAGUGACUACUUCUACCAAGACUUCCUUAAUGGAAAUGGCCAUGGAGAAGUCAGUAGUGUGAAGCUGUACGUGGUCACCAGUCAGCAGGCUGUGCUUCCCGUGCGCGGGGGAAAUGCCACCCUGCCGUGCAGGUUCUGGUAUGACCCUGAGCUCCGCGGCCCACGGAGGGUCCGGGUGAAGUGGUCCUGGCUCCCCGCCGGCGGGGGCCGGGAGGAGGAAGACGUGCUGGUGGCCAUCGGGCCGCGCAGCCGGAGCUUCGGACGCUUCAGGGGCAGGGUCCACCUCAGACAGGACUUCCCGGGGGACGCCACCCUGGUGAUCGGCGGGCUCCACCUGAACGAGUCGGGCCGCUACCGCUGCGAGGUGGUGGACGGACUGGAGGACAGGAGCGCUGCAGUGGAUGUGGAACUGAGAGGUGUGGUGUUCCCCUAUCAGCCGCCUCGCGGACGCUACCAACUCAACUACCAGGGGGCCCGCCAGGUCUGUGAGGAGCAGGACUCCACCCUGGCCACCUUUGACCAGCUCCUCCAGUCCUGGAAGGACGGGCUCAGCUGGUGCAACGCGGGCUGGCUGGCGGACGGGACGGUCCAGUACCCCAUCACCCGGCCCAGGGUGCCCUGCGGAGGCCAGCGCCUGGCCCCGGGGGUCCGCAACUACGGCCGGCGGCACCUCCACAAACACCACUACGACGUCUUCUGCUUCUCCUCCUCCCUCCGCGGGGACGUGUACUACCUCACGCACCCAGACAAGCUGAACCUGACAGCGGGCCAGGAGGCGUGCAAUGAGGACGGGGCCCAGAUCGCCACGGUGGGCCAGCUCUACGCCGCCUGGAAGUUCACCGGGCUGGACCGCUGCGACGCCGGCUGGCUGUCGGAUGGCAGCCUCCGCUAUCCCAUAAUAACGCCCCGGAACAACUGCGGUUCCUCUGAGCCCGGAGUGAGAAGCUUCGGAUUUCCCCCACCGCAACACAAGCACGGCGUUUACUGCUUCAAGUCCGCUGCCGAUUAAACACAACGUUGAAAGGAGCGCUCCACUCCGGUGGCGGAUACGUCACAGCGGAUUCACAGUGCACUCCCACCUAUUGAUAUCCAGAAUAGACGAGAAUCUCCUGCCAGAACAUACAAUUCAAAGUCAAAGUCAGCUUAAUUAUCAAUUCCAAAAUUAUGCCAGACAAAUAGAGGAAUCGAAAUUGUGUUUGUCUCUGACCCACGGUGCAAUAAGGAGAAAAUCAGGCAUUGAGGAGGAUACCUCAGAUAGAGUCAAGCAUAUCAGAAAACCUGUAAUCCUUACACAUUCACUGUAUGUGUCACAGUAUACUGUUUGUGUGACAGUACAUUAAUGUACACAGCAUCAUCAGCCCAAUGAGGUUUUUUUUUAAUUCAGAGAAAGUUUUACAUUAUCUUUACCUUGUUUUUCAUCCUUCCAACUCCAAUGUACUCCAACCCAUAAUAAUCCAUCUAUUGUUGGAUGGAUUUUAUUCUGAUAAAGGAUUGGAAUGGAUUUACCAACAGGGCACAAACAAAUAUAUUGCAUUUUAGAUGCUUUUCAGCCAGAAGGUGGCAGUAUAGUUCCAAUUAGUUUCCCAAUGACAGCAAUCUUGGCACAUUCUGUCCUGCUUGACUU